AUGAGUAGGGCUGAUGGUUCAACUGGAAUUGAUACAACUACACUGGAAGGCUUGCAGUUGAUGUUAAAUGUGACCAACCUAGGUAGGUACCAGAUUUAUAUUGCCAUUGUCAUUCACAAGGGGGCCGCGGAAUAUGAAUCAACAUUAUCAAGAUGCAAUGGCAGUAUGUCGAGCGAUGGGAUUUCCAGACCUUCUUCUCACGUUCACGUGCAACCCGAGUUGGUCAGAAAUCCAACAGGAGAUAUAAUUUCAACAAAUAUCUACGUCAUCGAAUGCCAAAAGAGAGGAUUACCGCAUUCACACAUUAUUUUGACGUUGGCUGCAGAAAACAAGCUAAACUCACCAGAAGAAAUUGAUGAAGUGAUAUGUGCCGAAAUUCCUAAUGAGGUAAAUGAUCCUUUAGCAUUUGAAACUAUAAUGAGGUGCAUGAUACACGGUCCCCGUAGUGAUGGUAAUCUAUCUGCCCCAUGCAUAGUCAAUGGAAAGUGCUCCAAGCAUUAUCCGAAAAAAUUAUUCGAACAAACAACGGUAGAUAAAAAUGGUUUUGUAAUCUAUAGACGGAGGAAUUCUGGAAAAAAGUACAUAGUGAAUGGAGUUGAGAUAGAUAAUCGGUGCGUCAUUCCCUACAAUCGUGAUCUCUUAGUAAAGUACAAUGCCCAUAUCAAUUUGGAACGAUGUGUACACACCAAAUUGAUCAAGUACUUAUAUAAGUACGUGCACAAAGGACCUGAUCGUGCAACCAUUGUGCUCGAGAAUAACGUUGCUAGGACUGCAGGCGGUGGCCAUUGUAGUUAUUCAAUGACUGAUGAGGUAAAACAAUAUUUGGAUUAUCGCUAUGUCUCCGCAAUUGAAGCUUGCUGGAGAAUCUUUGAGUUUGAAUUGCAAAAACAGUACUGUUUUGUUGAACGGUUGCAAUAUCAUCUUCCUGGUGAACAGUCAGUUUUGUUCAGAGAUUCAGGAAAUAUUCCCGAAAUUAUUAAUCAACCAGGGAUACAUGAUACGAUGUUUACGAAGUGGUUUUAA
Rhododendron vialii is the source of this 1023-nucleotide messenger RNA. RefSeq lists its product as uncharacterized. The record is from RefSeq and is a predicted model, not a curated record. The coding region runs from base 1 to 1023 and encodes 340 amino acids. Lineage: Eukaryota; Viridiplantae; Streptophyta; Magnoliopsida; Ericales; Ericaceae. The transcript is spliced from 3 exons.